Molecule: messenger RNA, 2987 nt
Organism: Oenanthe melanoleuca
Lineage: Eukaryota; Metazoa; Chordata; Aves; Passeriformes; Muscicapidae
Gene: NEDD1
Product: NEDD1 gamma-tubulin ring complex targeting factor
Exons: 15
Coding region: 199-2196 (665 amino acids)
Biological process (GO): microtubule nucleation; mitotic cell cycle
Cellular component (GO): centriole; spindle pole; pericentriolar material
Molecular function (GO): gamma-tubulin binding
Source: RefSeq, a predicted model, not a curated record
GGGCCGUGUGAAGUCGGGCGCGGCGCGGGAAGUCGGGCCGCGAGCGCGCGCGGGCCGGGGUCGCGCGGCCGGGCCGGUCCCGUCCCGACCCUCAGGCGGCGCUGGGCCGGGCCCGCGGGGCCAGCAGCGGGGCUCGGCCCCGGGCCCGCCCGGCCAGCAGCGGGGCUCGGCCCCGGGCCCGCCCGGCCAGGUGCAGCCAUGCAAGAAAGCAUACGUUUUGCAUCAUCAGGAGAUGACAUUAAAAUAUGGGAUUCCUCAUCUUUCACUGUGGUGGAGCAGUUCAACCCACAUACGCCCUCACAUCCAGUCAGUUCACUGUGCUGGGCCAGCAAUAAUAGAUACCUGGCCACUGCUUCUGCUGCUGGCGAUAAAAUAGUUGUUUCAAGCUGUAAAAGCAAACCUGUUCCACUCUUUGAAAUAGCUGAAGGAGCAAAACAGACAUGUGUGAGCUUGAAUUCUAGUUCUUCGUCUCUCAUCAGUGGAGGCCUUGAUAACACAGUUAAUAUCUGGGAUUUGAAAUCCAGAAAGAUUUAUCGCAGCCUAAAGGAGCAUAAAGAUGAAGUCACAUGUGUUGCAUAUAAUUGGAAUGAUGGUUAUGUUGUUUCUGGAUCUUUGAGUGGUGAAAUCAUCCUACACAGUGUUACCACCAAUUUAUCAAGUAGUCCCUUUGGUUAUGGCAGCAGACAGCCUAUUCGACACUUGAAAUAUUCAUCCUUUAAGAAAUCCUUGCUGGGAACUGUUUCUGACAGUGGAAAUGUAACUCUCUGGGAUGUAAAUAGCCAGAACCCAUAUCAUAAUUUUGAAAAUACUCAUAAAGCACCAGCCUCAGAAAUCUGCUUUUCUCCAGUCAAUAAACUGUUGCUUGUAACUGUAGGUUUGGAUAAAAGAAUUAUCCUCUAUGACACUUUGAGUAAAAAGUUACUGACAACAAUUGUAGCUGAUUUUCCUCUGACCACAGUAGACUUCAUGCCUGACGGUACUACUUUGGCAAUAGGAUGUUCCCGGGGAAAGAUCUGCCAGUAUGACUUAAGGCAACUGACAUCACCAGUGAAAACAGUUACUGCUCACAAAGGCUGUGUGAAAUGCAUACGUCUUCAGUUCAGUAGCACUUCUUCCAAGUCUAACCUCACAGGUUCUUCAAAUAAACCUGUGGCCAAAAGAGUAGAAGUCAAAGCUGGUAGUAAUCUUGGAGGAAUUCAAAAUACUGGCAUCAAAAACAUUGCCUCUCAAGCAUCAGCAACAGUUUCAUCUCAUCUUACAUUGACAAAUGAGAAUAAGGGAGGAGAGAUUUUUCAGGAGAAAACAGGUUUUCCCCAUAGUUCCAGCUUGGAUGUCAUUCCAUCUAAAGAAACAGAUCAUGGAAAAAGUGCUGAAUUAAAAAAUUUUGAUGAUUUGGGUCGAAGUAGUUUAGGAGAUAUGUUUUCUCCAGUCAGAGAUGAUAUUGUUGCAAAUAAAGUGACUGAAGAUCCCCAGGGAAAUGGUAAGCAUAUACCACUGAUAGGCCUUUGGAGUCCUACCUGCUUGGGCUUGGAUUUUCUCCCACAGCCAACCAUUGCCUUUCCAGUGAAAAGAAACCCAGUGGGCAGUAGUGCACAAGGGACACAGUCUAGCCCAUUACAUGUACUUGUGGGAUCACCAAUUAAAGAAGAAGAGGAACAUCCAGAGACUGACUCCAAGAAGAUAAGUCUUGGAAAACAAGAAUCUAAAGCUGUCUUAAAGCAGGUUUCGAAAUCAAGCUCAUCAAGCAUAGAACCUGUAACUUUAAGUUCUCCACCAUCAUCUACUCCUGAUGCAAAUGAGAAACUUAUGAAGAAUAUUCAGGCCCAUCCUGCAUAUGAUCUACCGGUAAAUGGUACUACCUCAACAAGUUCAAAGAUAACAUCACCUGUCACUGCUGGAGUUGCAAGCUCAUUGUCAGAAAAAAUAGUAGAAACCAUUGGGAGUAGCAGACCAAAUGCACCUCUGACAGCAAUUCAAAUAAACUUCAUUCAGAAUAUGAUACAAGAAACAAUGGAUGACUUCAGAGAAUCAUGUCAUCGAGAUAUUGUGAAUUUGCAAGUGGAGAUGAUCAAGCAAUUCCAUAUGCAGUUGAACGAAAUGCACGCUUUACUUGAAAGAUACUCUGUAAAUGAAAGCUUAGUAGCUGAAAUUGAGAGACUCCGAGAGGAAAACAAAAGACUGAGGACUCACUUCUGAAAGAUUUACAUUGCCAGUUUUAUUAGUGUGAACUCACUACAGGUGGUGUAUUGUCUCUGACAGAUCAUCUGUCAUCACUGAAGUAUUGUUUGAAGACCUGUUACUAUUUUGAACAUGAAUCUAUUCUUCUGAAUAACUAAUGUAAGAUACUAUGUGUAGUUAUAAAAUUUGUGGGAGAUAGGCCUGUAUAAAGAACAUUUGCAUCCUCAUGCUGACCACCUUGCAUUGCAGCCUUCUAACAGAAAAACUCAAAGGACAAGUAAGGUAUUGGAAUUUUAGCAAUAUGUAAAGUGCCUUUUCAUAAACAAAAUCGAACCAGGACAGAUGCUUUUACUGUAAAAACUUUUUUAUAUAUGCAUCUACUUUUCUAUCUGCUGCUUUAUUCUACUGCUGGCAGAAACAAUCACUACAGCCUGCCUUUCAGAUACUUUCCUUGAAGAAAAAGGGGAACAAAAGCUCCUCUUUUGCACAACAUGGAGCCUUAUUUACAAAGAGCUGGAAAGUACAGUUGUCAGUUAGGUUUAUUCAGCUGGCAGCUCUUCUGUCCUGAGUAAAACUAGAGCUUGAAUAUAUUCCCAAAUUUGGUGCCACAAUCUUUCUUAUUGAAUCUGUAAGUUCUUCUUGCAAAUGCUACAUCAACUGCACAAUAAGAUUUUUUUGUUACUACUUUGGCUAUGAAUCUAGAAUUCUUUUUAUUUACGUAUAUUUGAAUGUUGUCAUAGCUUGUCCAAUUUGAAUGCAACUUUAGUCCUCAAAAUGUAAGUAUAUUAAUGAUAUAGCCAUUAAUAAUA